Molecule: messenger RNA, 1535 nt
Organism: Oncorhynchus gorbuscha (pink salmon)
Lineage: Eukaryota; Metazoa; Chordata; Actinopteri; Salmoniformes; Salmonidae
Product: transmembrane and coiled-coil domains protein 2-like
Exons: 4
Coding region: 1-1407 (468 amino acids)
Biological process (GO): amyloid precursor protein metabolic process
Cellular component (GO): endomembrane system
Source: RefSeq, a predicted model, not a curated record
AUGGUGCUGGAUAAGAGUGCGGUGACAACGUUUGACCUGCCCCUCUCAGCCAGCCAUGGAGCCACUGACGCUUCUGCCUCUAACAUCAGCGUGGAUGGAGCAGGGGCUGUGGCCGGGGUGGAAUCUCUGGCUGGGGGGGCUGAAGUGUCAGUGGGCGCCGAGGCCCAGCGGACACGGGCUGCUCUGGAGCAGCUACAGCAGAAGAUGCUGAAGAGCAUUGAGCAGAUCCGGAUAGAACAGGAGGCACGAAAUGACAAUGUGGCAGAGUACUUGAAGAUGGCCCACAAUGCCAACAGCCAUCAGGCUUUUCGCAUCAAACAGGUGUUUGAGAAGAAGAACCAGAAGUCUGCACAGACCAUCGCCCACCUGCACAAGAAGCUAGAUCACUACCACAAGAAGUUUAAGGAGAUACAGCAGCAAGGUCUGGGCCGGCAGCCUAAGGAUGUGCUGGGGGAUAUGCAGCAGGGGCUGAAGGAUGUAGGGGCUAACGUACGGGCAGGGAUCAGUAGCUUUGGUGGAGGUGUGGUGGAGGGUGUCAAAGGGGGCGUGUCAGAACUCACCCAUACAGCUGUGGUGUCUAAGCCCCUGGAGUUUGUCAGCUUGAUCCGCAACAAGUUAGGCAGCACACACUCGCUGGAAGAUGGUGUGGAGGAGCAUUCAGAUGAUGUACCCCUGAGUAGCAGCGUCACCUUGGCCUCCAGCUCAAAGUACAGUAGUGACGACGAGUGCUCCAGUGACUCUGUGACAGAUAGUAAUUAUUUUGGGGCUGGGGGAGGAGGGGGGAUGUUGGGGUUGGGGCUGGCCAGGCUGGACGGGAACGACCACCACAGGUCCUGGGACACUUGGCUGGAAGGCCUGCAGGAGAUCAAAGCCAGCCAGGCCCACAUGGAGGACGCCAUCGAGGACAUGAAGAGUCAGCUGCAGAGCGACUACGCCUACAUGACCCAGUGCCUACAGGAAGAGAAAUACAGGUAUGAGCUACUGGAGGAGCAGCUGAAUGACCUGACAGAGCUGCACCAGAACCAGAUGUCCAACCUGAUACAGGAGCUGGUCAGCAUGGAAGAGAAAGUAACCUACCAGUCCUAUGAGAGAACCAGAGACUCUCAGGAGGCGGUGGAGUCAUGCAUGAACCGCAUCACUAGGUUAGAGCUGCAACAGCAGCAGCAGCAGAUGCUGCAAUGGGAGGGUGUGGAGAACGCCAAUGCCCACGCCCUGCUGGGAAAACUCAUCAACAUCAUCCUGGCUGUCAUGGCUGUAGUGCUAGUGUUCGUCUCCACCCCUGCUAACUUUAUCACCCCACUCAUAAAGACCAGAGCACGCGUGGCUGCCACUGUCUUGCUGGCCCUUUUUCUGUUUAUCCUCUGGAAGUACUGGGACUUCUGGGAGCUUUGGCUACUGCCAGGCUGACCCCUCCAUAGGCCAUCACCCACACACAUUGUUUUGACUUGACCUAUCACCUGCACUGAAAAAAAUGAAGGUUCCUUGGAGAACUCUUGCCCGAUAAAUAAACUUGGAGUUAAGUGUAAGGUUCAUGA